Molecule: messenger RNA, 1692 nt
Organism: Enterobius vermicularis (human pinworm)
Lineage: Eukaryota; Metazoa; Nematoda; Chromadorea; Rhabditida; Oxyuridae
Source: the annotation of a GenBank genome assembly
CAAAUGGGAUCAUGUCUUUGUAAAAGGAAGCGGGUUCCAGCAUCGUUCGACGGACGGUUGCCCACAACAUCGUUUCGAAUUCGAUCUCAUCAGUCAGGCACCAUUGAUAUUGUUCGUACUAGUCGAGGAUACCACUCUACACCAAAUCGUAAGUGUAAGCAAAUAUCCGUUAGAUGUUUAGACGUGUUAUAUUAUAUCAAGAGUUCCUUUAUUUCAUUUGUUUUAGAAAUAUCGAGCCAUGAAGCCAGUGCAGUUGUCACCAGUGAUGUCAAAGACCUUAUAAAACAAACUUUACAGCUAAUACGGUCCCUUGUGAAUAAUGAACAAGCUCCUCCGAGUGCCCUUUUAAAACUUAAUUUAAUAGCGGAUAAGGAAAGUGGCUGGCUAAUGGUUGUUAUGUGUUUAAUUGAUGUUGUACCUGAUGAUGAUCCUCUUGGUCCCGCCGUUAUGACGCUUUUUUUGGAUGAAAGCCCAUUGCCUACUAAGGAGACCGUUUUAAAGCUGAUAACAAGACACAUGCGGCUAGAUGAAAGACGCCCACGGCCUAGUUCAUGGUAUCGAAAUGUGUGUAUCGUGCUAGGUUGUCUUGCUGAAAAAUUGGCUGGUUCGGGCAGCGUGCAGAUCUGUACAGAUAUAACACUAAAUUUUCUUAUAGACAAUUUGAAGUCAUCGAAUGAUCCUCAGGUCAUAAUUCAUUCUAUGAUUGCAUUGGAAAAAUUUGCUCAAACAAGUGAGAAUCGCGCGACAGUGUGUCGUAGACUGAACCAGUGUUCGAAACACCCCCUUAUGCUGUUGGAAGCGUGGCGCGACAGUGUUCCCAACGAUUAUAUGAAGCAGCAAGUUGCAUUUUGUGCUCAAUGGUCUUUGGAUAACAUAUUUGUUGUUGAGUCUCGCGAAUUGUCUUAUCUUCAUUGCAAUGUUGCUAAUAUUAAUGCAAUGCUUAAUCAUGAGGAUGUCAGUGAAUAUUUGAAAAUAGGAUCUGAUGGCUUGGAGGCCAGAUGUGAUGCCUCAUCAUUUGAAUCUGUUAGAUGUACCUUCGAAGCUACAGAAGGAAGGUGGUAUUACGAAGCUCUAAUAUUAACAUCUGGUGUAAUGCAAAUUGGCUUUGCCACCAAACGAAGUCGUUUCUGUAACCAUGAGGGGUACGGUAUUGGGGAUGAUGACUGUUCAUUAGCGUAUGAUGGGUGCCGACAACUACUUUGGUACAAUGCUAGAAGCGAGAAGCACGAUCAUCCUCCGUGGAAACCAGGUGAUAUUCUUGGUUGUUUGAUAGACAUAUCCAAUAAAUAUGUCAUGUUCUAUUUGAAUGGUGUACCUUUACCGAAGCCGCACUUUGAAUUUUUGACUGGGAUGCCUGAAGAGACUGGAUAUUUUGCCGCUGCCUCGUUCAUGAGCUUUCAGCAAUGUCGCUUCAACUUUGGCCAUAUGCCUUUCAGGAGAAGAAAGAUGGAAUUGGCUGCUCAAACACCGAUUGCAGAGAACUCUUGUAAUAUAUGUUUUGCAAAUCCAAUCGAUACUACAUUAAAACCAUGCGGACACGGUGGCUUCUGCUCUGUUUGUGCUAAUCAAAUGGAAACAUGCCCGUUGUGUAGAGUAGUGAUUAUGCAUCAUGUUCGACUGAAUUCAGACGUUACUGAAAUUCACUCAAAACAACUUAAUAAUAAUUACUUUAAAAUUGCAACUAAGGUCUGA